Messenger RNA from Postia placenta MAD-698-R-SB12, 1059 nucleotides. RefSeq lists its product as hypothetical. Gene Ontology annotation, biological process: protein phosphorylation; intracellular signal transduction. The record is from RefSeq and is a predicted model, not a curated record. Lineage: Eukaryota; Fungi; Basidiomycota; Agaricomycetes; Polyporales; Adustoporiaceae. The transcript has 6 exons. Gene Ontology annotation, molecular function: ATP binding; protein serine/threonine kinase activity. Bases 1 to 1059 code for a protein of 352 amino acids.
AUGGCCGACGGUUCUGAGCAACCCGCGAACACAAGCGCCGUUCCCAUUCGAGGUGGUCUCGUCAAGGCCGAGUACUACUGGCGCGACCACCAACAAUGGCUGCAAGAGCGUGGCUACUUGCUUCGCCCCAGGUACAGGCCGGAUUGGGUGCCCUCCUGGCAGGGCACUAAGAAGCACUACCUCGAUUGUGAAGACGGCUUGAUGAUAGAGCAUCCCUAUAUUAUAGACGCGACAAGACUCUCGGAUGAUACACUAGUAUCGUUGAAGAAGGUUUCGACCGAUAUUCACUCUUUCGAGGCGGAUAUUGGGCGAUACCUUUGCUCGGAAGAGUUGCGAAACGAUUCCGACAACCACUGCGUGACGUUUUACGAAGUUCUACAAGACCCACUCGACGAACAUGUGGUCAUUCUCGUAAUGCCGUUGCUUAGAGAAUGCGACGAUCCCAACUUUGAGACCGUAGGCGAGGUCAUUGGGUUCAUUCAACAACUCAUUUCUGGCAUGAGGUUUAUGCAUGUACACCAUGUCGCCCACCGUGAUAUUAUGCUGCCGAACAUCAUGUUAGAUCCUAAACCAAUGUUUCCGGACAUGUAUCACCCUCUUUGCACAAACAAGAAGCGAAAUUUCACCGGUACAGCUAAACAUUACUCUCGCACAGAACGUCCGACAAAGUAUUAUUACGUUGAUUUUGGCCUGUCGCGCAAGUACAAUCCUGAAAACGGACCUCCUCUGGAGUUGCCCAUUCUGGGUGGCGAUAAAACUGUGCCAGAAUUCCAAGAUGAGGGGUACGACAAAGCUGUGAACCCCUUCCCGACAGAUAUAUAUUAUCUUGGGAAUCUCAUACGAAUGGCGUUCCUACAGGUCAGUCGUGAUGCUGCUGAGAUCCGAUACCAGAACUUCCAGUUCCUACAUACGCUCGUUACGGAUAUGGUCCAGGAUGAUCCCCAGAAGCGACCACCAAUUGAGGAAGUCGCCUCUCAAUUCACGGAAGCCACAUCGAAGCUUUCCUCGAGAGUACGUCGUGGCAAAUGCUCUGAUCGUCCAGAUGAGGAAUUUGCGUAG